Molecule: messenger RNA, 550 nt
Organism: Octodon degus (degu)
Lineage: Eukaryota; Metazoa; Chordata; Mammalia; Rodentia; Octodontidae
Gene: S100b
Product: S100 calcium binding protein B
Exons: 3
Coding region: 100-378 (92 amino acids)
Biological process (GO): positive regulation of canonical NF-kappaB signal transduction; positive regulation of cell population proliferation
Cellular component (GO): nucleus; cytoplasm
Molecular function (GO): S100 protein binding; zinc ion binding; RAGE receptor binding
Source: RefSeq, a predicted model, not a curated record
CCCCAGGAGGAAGGAAUAAAAGGCUGCCUCUGCCCAUGCCCUGCCGCUCAAGACGCUGCAGCCCAAGACACCACCACUGAGGAAGUGAUCAGGAGGAGGAUGUCUGAGCUGGAGAAGGCUAUGGUGGCCCUCAUUGACGUUUUCCAUCAGUAUUCUGGAAGGGAAGGUGACAAGCACAAGCUGAAGAAAUCUGAACUCAAGGAGCUCAUCAACAAUGAGCUCUCCCACUUCCUGGAGGAAAUCAAAGAGCAGGAGAUUGUGGACAAAGUCAUGGAAACACUGGAUGAAGAUGGAGACGGAGAAUGUGACUUCCAGGAAUUUAUGGCUUUCGUUGCUAUGGUGACCACUGCCUGCCACGAGUUCUUUGAACAUGAGUGAGAGAGAAAGCAGCCCAGCUGCUCCUGUAACACAGACAACAGUCAUGCGGGAAUCAGAGAAGGAGGGCUGGCAGACCAGUAGGUGCUAAGCUCUCCAGCCAUGCGUAGCUAAUUAGGAAGCUUGAUUUCCUUAUGAAUGAAAAAUUGAAAACUUCUUUCAGAGGGCUGCUUAA